AUAGAGCCCCUAUCAUUCAGUCUCAGUAGUCAUACCAUUUCCAAUUCAACCCCACAUGUGCAAGGUGCACAUGUACUUAACGAUACAAUAUCUUAUAUCUAAUCUAUUACCGAAGAGUAAUCCAGGAGAUCAUUAAACUAGAAAAGAUGGAUGAUAUAGACUCCAUGUUCACUGACCUGCUGGGAGAGAUGGACCUCCUAACACAGAGUCUUGGGUAUGAAAUGGAGCCCUCAGAAAUGUCAUCCAGCUCACAGAGAGAAAAAAACUUCUCUAUUGGGUUCACAGAUUUGAACGAAUCUCUAAAUGCGCUAGAGGAUCAUGACCUGGACGCUCUGAUGGCUGAUCUGGGGUCAGAUUUGUCAGAGACAGAGGAGAAACUGAAUGCAACCAAGAUGGGACAUGUCCACACACAGCUGCACAAGUCUGGCUAUUCCACCCAACAACAAAAUGUCCGAGCACCUAUCUCCUUGUCCCAAAUGUCAUCGCUGGCGUCCUCCUCAUCCUCUCUACCUCCUGAACCCCCAAAACCACUUCCACCGGGAGAGGCCGAAGCACAAGCCAAAACUGACAAAAUCAAGCUGGCUCUGGAGAAGCUAAAAGAAGCCAAAGUUAAGAAGUUGGUAGUGAAGGUGAUGAUGAGUGAUGGCAGCUCCAAGACACUGAUGGUGGACGAGAGACAGACGGUCAGGGACGUGCUGGAUAAUCUGUUUGAGAAGACCCACUGUGACUUCAGCAUGGACUGGAGCCUGUGUGAGACCAACCCCGAGCUGCAGACGGAAAGGGGGUUUGAAGACCAUGAAUAUCUAGUGGAGCCUCUUUCUGCAUGGACACGAGACAGUAAAAACCAAAUCAUUUUCCUUCUGAGACCCAACAAAUAUCUCUUCUUCAAGGACCCCCAGAUAUUCUACCUAUGGAAGAAAGACCAAAAAUGUAUUAAUGAGAUAAAAGAAAGGCAUAAGGAACUUCUGCUAAAGGAAAACUUUGAUGGGCCUUCUCUCAUCGUCCCAGACCUGGAGGGGCUGCUGUAUCUGAGAGAGGAUGGGAAGAAAUCGUGGAAACGUCGCUACUUCCUGCUCAGGGCAUCUGGGAUAUAUUAUGUGCCUAAAGGAAAGACAAAGACAUCCAGGGACCUGGCGUGCUUCAUUCAGCUUGACAAAGUCAAUAUCUACACCACCACUGAUUACAAACAGAAAUACAAAGCACCAUCUGAUUUCUGCUUCAUCCUCAAGCAUCCUCAGAUCCAGAAGGAGUCCCAAUACAUCAGAUUCCUGUGUUGUGAUGAUGAGCACACUCUCUCCCUCUGGGUCAACUCCAUCAGAGUAGCCAAGUAUGGGGCCACCCUGUACAAGAACUACCAGAUGGCAGUGAGGAGAGCAUCAACCAUCAGCUCCACUCUGCACCUGACUAGUCUGCCUGCCUCCAGCCCUUCCACACCUACUGUGCACAGAGCAAAUGGACACACCCCUCAGGAGGACCUCCCUGAACCUCCCCCAGACGUUAUUCCCCCGCCCCCUCCUGGUUGGGGCUCUGGAGUCUAGGGAAGGAGCUCCACCCCCUCAAUGCACAACCUUUGACUACCAUAGGACAUUCUCAACCUACCUAAAGACAGGCAGAUGGACAAUAAUAUUUUCAAUCAGAUUUAGGUCAGAACUGAGACUACUAGACUAUUUAGGAACACUCAACACCUCUUAGAAAACCAUUCUGGUGUAUCUUUAGCAUUAGAAUUUGUGCAAUUGUUCCGCAAAAAAUAUAUAACUAUCACAGGGUUAGCUAUUCAGAAGACUAUGGUGGGUUUUCCUCUAACUUUUUACCUGUCCUUUGCUCUUUUCAUAUUUAUUUUGAUCCUAACAAACUCCCCAGCCCCUUCCAGCAACAAGCAUACCCAUAACAUGAUUCUGCCACCACAAUACUAAUCUUAUUCAAAAUGAUUCACAUCUGUAAUGGCUGCCAACAGUGCUUCCAUAAAUCAAAUGAAAAUGUAUUUGUCACAUGCGCUGAAUACAACAAGUGUAGACCUUACCGUGAAAUGCUUACUUACAAGCCCUUAACCGACAGUGCAGUUCAAGAAGAGGCACCUUAUCCUCAAGGUCACCUCAAGGUCGCCUAUCCUCUUCACGUUGUACACAAACCUUUGCAUCUGCUCUGCAAGCACCGCAACAACUACGCAGUUCAGUUCUCAGACAAAACCGCUGUCCUCGGACUCUUAAACAAAGGCUCUGACACCAACGGCUACAGCUGCGAUUGAAGGAUUCGUCAGAUGGUGUGAUGAACACCACCGACAACUGAAUGUGAAAAAAACUGAGGAGAUGAUCCUUGACUGUAAGUCCAUUGGAGACUACAUCCCCAUGGUGGUACAUGGAAAGAACAUUAAGCAGGUAAACUCAUACAAGUACCUGGGGUGCCCAUUCACAUUUUCUCCUGACACACAAAUGGACUGUAAAUAGAUAACGUUACCAUUAGUUUAUCCUGACCAGAUGGACAGGGCGCAUAGGCUGUAAGCAGCUGCUCUUAUUAGUAGACUACAGUUGAUCAGACUGAAAAAUAGUCUCGUUUUCAUCCCAUACAGCAUGUCAGAUUUCUAAUGUUUAGGUGUAGCCUAGGCUGCUGCAACAUUUAUAUCAUGAGUUGUUUCUUGUGUCUGUCCGGAGUGAUUAUGUGUUAUCACCUUUGCUAAAUGUAUACUGGAUGCAAGUGGAAAGCCUACUUGAGCACACGCGAAAAAAUGCGCUGCGUCAAACUCUCUCUUUUAUCUUUUAAUGGAUGAUGAGAUGGAAGCAUUGGGAAUUCGGAAUCGUUUUCGACAUGCCAGAAAAGACAGUCAAAAGUUCGAUAUGUUCAGCAAGUGACGCAUCGUAACGUGUAAUUAGCUCUGCAAGCUCCUUGUAGUUCCCCUUGUCGGUGGAACUUUCCAUCUCAAAAUCUUGCAAGGCCAGCAAUAGAGGCGGCUUGAUGAAAGGCUCCCUGUUUACCAGCUAUACUGUUGAUACCAGAUGCCAUUGAACACCCUCACCUUUUCACCCUUCUUCAUGAAACUGAUCUCAGGCAGAGGUCGACCCUCGCUUUUAAUUUGCAGCUUUUCCGUGUACCCCAGAGAAUGGAAGGGGUCAACAAAAAGUCCACAACAUUUUCGGCAUUGCUAAUUUUUGGCCAUGCUAACGUUACCAUUAUGGCACAGAAAACGGCACACUCGCUCUGGUAGCUAGCUAUAGCUAAAUUACUGAAGUUAGCAAGGCAAAUGUAAAUAAAUUGCACAAACUGGACGCAAAAAUAAAGUUAAGAAAACAAUUGAUAAUAUUUCACCUAUGUCUCCUGUAAUUUGAAAAAACUCAUUUUAAUUGAAUAAUUUCCAAAAAAUGCUCAACUAUCACUUUUCACUCUUAAUCUCUAUCCAACAAUGUCCCCAAGCUUCUCAGCACAUAGAACCCCCAUAAUGCUCUGUGGCACAAUCCCAAUACAAAUCAUGGGUUCGUUCUUUGAUCCUAAUUCUAUGACUGGAUGGACAACAUGUCAGUUCAUACCUCAAAAGCUUUGAUUGGAUGGAGGACGUCCUCCAGAAGUAGAAUUAAAAUGUAUGUCUAUGGAAGGGGGAGAGGCCUACGAGCAUCCUAGGUUUUGUAUUGAAGUCAAUGUAGCCAGAGGAGGAACACCCAGGAGGAUGGACUUUGCUAUAAAAUUCUGUGGGGGGCUCUUUGACAAGCUCCAUUAUUAUUCCAGUAAUUAUCCCAGUAAUUAAAUAAUAAAGUUUUGAAGAAAUUAAAAAA
Oncorhynchus masou masou (cherry salmon) is the source of this 3761-nucleotide messenger RNA. Its product is annotated as amyloid beta A4 precursor protein-binding family B member 1-interacting protein-like. Gene Ontology annotation, cellular component: plasma membrane; cytosol. The coding region runs from base 147 to 1538 and encodes 463 amino acids. The record is from RefSeq and is a predicted model, not a curated record. NCBI's taxonomy places the organism in Eukaryota, Metazoa, Chordata, Actinopteri, Salmoniformes, Salmonidae. The transcript is spliced from 13 exons. Gene Ontology annotation, biological process: signal transduction.